Messenger RNA from Hylaeus volcanicus, 968 nucleotides. Its product is annotated as calcyclin-binding protein-like. Gene Ontology annotation, cellular component: nucleus. Gene Ontology annotation, molecular function: S100 protein binding; ubiquitin protein ligase binding; tubulin binding. The transcript is spliced from 2 exons. NCBI's taxonomy places the organism in Eukaryota, Metazoa, Arthropoda, Insecta, Hymenoptera, Colletidae. Bases 157 to 834 code for a protein of 225 amino acids. Gene Ontology annotation, biological process: heart development. The record is from RefSeq and is a predicted model, not a curated record.
GCAGUCGAUGUCGACACUUGACGUGUAAAUGAUCAUCGAAUGGAGUGAGAAGUAGUGAAAGCAGUGAAGCGUUGAAAGUGAUACAAAAAUUGGUAAUCUGUCGAAAAAGUUAACGUUCGUUAAAUCUUUUCCUGGUACCUAUAUUUAAAAAAAAGUAUGUCAACAAAAGUCGACGAGUUAAAAUUGGACAUAGAAGAAAUCAAAAACUUCAUUCAGCAAGCUUCUCGACCAAGGACAAAGGAUAUACUCGGUCUCGAAGUUAGAAGAUUGCAAACAGAAUUAUCGAAAUUAAUCCAAAAGACGAAUUCGACGUCUACUACGUCGACUGAUGUAACGUCUCGAUCUGCACCAAAAUGUUACCAAGUCAAACUGAAUAAUUAUGGUUGGGAUCAAACAAAUGCAGCUGUGAAGCUUUACGUUACAUUAAACGAUGUCCAUCUCUUGCCUAAAGAGGCGGUGACAUGUAAUUUUUCGGACAAAUCGGUAGAUCUAAGGGUCUUUGGAUUGGAUAAUAAAAAUUAUAAUUUAACUAUUAAUAAUUUAUGCGAAGAAAUCGACGUAAAUAAGAGUAGCGUCAAAGUAAAAACAGACAUGGUCCUUGUGUCGCUCGUCAAGAAAAUUCCAAAAAUGUGGUCGCACAUGACGGAAGUAGAAAAACGAAACAAAGAAUCCAAAGCAUCUUCCAUUAUGGAUGCGACGGGAAGCGAAACCGAUCCUAGCGCCGGUAUAAUGAAUUUAAUGAAAAAGCUGUAUCAAGAAGGAGACGACAAACUAAAGGCGGCUAUAGCUGAAGCAUGGACGGAGAGUCAAGAGAAGAUGGCAUCCUCAUUUUAAAACUAUUCUUAAUUUUAUGUUUUUUUACCUGUGCCCAUUAAGUUCGUUAUUUUUUAGACUCUUAUAGACGAGUACAUUGUAAAAAGUAAACUUAGUUCAUAUUUUAUAUGAAAUAAAUCUACGUUUAAACAUUU